Messenger RNA from Theobroma cacao (cacao), 2164 nucleotides. Its product is annotated as bifunctional riboflavin biosynthesis protein RIBA 1, chloroplastic-like. The record is from RefSeq and is a predicted model, not a curated record. Lineage: Eukaryota; Viridiplantae; Streptophyta; Magnoliopsida; Malvales; Malvaceae. Gene Ontology annotation, biological process: riboflavin biosynthetic process. Gene Ontology annotation, cellular component: chloroplast. Gene Ontology annotation, molecular function: GTP cyclohydrolase II activity; 3,4-dihydroxy-2-butanone-4-phosphate synthase activity.
AGCCACGUCAGCUGAGAAUUAGAUUCAUCCACACAAAUCCCAGCGCUUUUCCUCUCUCUCUCGACUCUUUUUGUUUUUGGGGUGAUGGCGGUGGCGGUGGCUAUGGGGGGCCGAUAAAGCUGAAACUCCCUUUGUAUUACUAUUAAUGGCUUCCAUCAAUCUCAAAUUUUCCUCAAUGGCUCUCGCCCGUUUCCAAGGGUACAAUGGUUCGAAUCCUAUUAAUACAGCAAAUGGGUGCCAGCCUGUUUUGUUUUCUAGCAUUUGGACUAGAAAGCUGGGUUUGAGUUUCAAGGGUGCUGGUAAAGUUAGCGCUGCAUUGGUAUCUGGAGAAGGGGAUGUCCUAUCUUAUCCUAAUAGUAAUGGAGCUGUUACUGGGAAAACUGGUUUUGUCAAUGGACUUGUUGACCAGCCAACUGGGAUUGAGAUACAACCUGAUGCUAUAGGUUUUGGAACACUUGCGGCUGAAAUAACUCCUAUGACUAGAGGCUUCUCUUCUGAUGAAUACGACCUGGAUCAUCCUACAGAAGGAUUUGCUUCCAUCCCGGAAGCCAUUGAAGAUAUUCGUCAAGGAAAGUUAGUGAUUGUUGUAGAUGAUGAAGAUAGAGAAAAUGAGGGUGAUCUGAUAAUGGCAGCGCCAUUGGUAACACCUGAGGCCAUGGCCUUUAUUGUCAAGCAUGGAACUGGAAUUGUUUGUGUGAGCAUGAAAGCUGAAGACUUGGAGAGGUUGGAACUACCAUUAAUGGUGACCCAGAAGGAGAAUGAGGAAAAACUUUGUACAGCAUUCACUGUAUCAGUGGAUGCAAAGCAUGGUACAACAACAGGUGUCUCUGCUCGUGAUAGAGCUACAACAGUGCUGGCUUUGGCAUCGAAAGAGUCAAAUCCUGAAGAUUUCAAUCGCCCAGGUCAUAUUUUUCCUUUGAAGUACAGGGAGGGAGGGGUUCUGAAAAGAGCUGGGCACACUGAAGCUUCUGUUGAUCUUGCUGUAUUAGCUGGGCUAGAACCUGUUGCAGUUUUAUGUGAGAUUGUGGAUGAUGAUGGUUCCAUGGCUAGGUUGCCAAAGCUUCGUGAAUUUGCACAGGCAGAAAAACUGAAGAUUAUUUCUAUUGCUGAUCUAAUCAGAUAUAGGAGGAAAAGAGAUAGGCUGGUGGAGCUGGCUGCUGCUGCACUGAUACCCACAAUGUGGGGCCCAUUUAAAGCAUACUGUUAUAGGUCAUUGCUAGAUGGGAUUGAGCACAUUGCGAUGGUUAAAGGUGAAAUUGGCGAUGGGCAAGAUAUUCUUGUGAGGGUACAUUCUGAGUGCCUCACUGGUGACAUAUUUGGGUCAGCCAGAUGUGAUUGUGGGAACCAGCUGGCACUAGCAAUGAAGCAAAUUGAGGCGGCUGGGCAGGGUGUAUUGGUGUAUCUUCGUGGACAUGAAGGUAGAGGCAUUGGUUUGGGCCACAAGCUCCGUGCUUACAACCUACAAGAUGAUGGACGUGAUACAGUUGAGGCCAAUGAGGAGCUUGGGUUACCUGUUGAUUCUCGAGAAUAUGGUAUUGGUGCACAGAUACUACGGGAUCUGGGUGUUCAUACAAUGAGGCUGAUGACAAACAAUCCUGCUAAGUAUAUUGGGCUUAAAGGUUAUGGUUUGGCCAUUGCAGGCAGGGUUCCAUUAUUGACCCCAAUAACGAAGCAGAACAAAAGAUACUUGCAGACAAAACGUGCAAAAAUGGGGCAUAUUUAUGGUUCAGAUAUUAAUUCGACCAGUAACACCUCCUCUAAUGACAUAUUCGAGACAUAAGCAGUUUUGACGAGGGGAUGUUUCUUAUAAGGCCACGUAAUCAUCCGGAAAUUUGUUUGCCUCCCAAGAGUGCGUACGAAGUUUCAGCAGGACUAGAGACUCAGUGAGCAAGUCAUGCUUUCCAUAGCUUCUGGUCAACAAAUAUUGGGUGGAAAAAGGUUGAAGAAACAGAGACUUAAUAUAAAAAUUAUCUGUUAAUAAAACUUUAAUCAAUGCUAAUAGGCUUGUUCAAUAUUUUUCCCAUUAAUUAUGAUUUCAACUUUUACUUUUUUUAAUAAUUUAAAAGAAAAUUUGAAGUGGUGGUGUUGUACAAAGUUUAAUGUCAUUCACGUGUGAUACUAUUUGAAGGCAAAUUUAUCUUAUUUAUGUUAAGAAUUUUUGAAA